This is a messenger RNA of Chrysemys picta bellii (western painted turtle), 1417 nucleotides long. It is a transcript of the gene FAM3B, whose product is annotated as FAM3 metabolism regulating signaling molecule B. Lineage: Eukaryota; Metazoa; Chordata; Testudines; Emydidae. Gene Ontology annotation, biological process: insulin secretion. The record is from RefSeq and is a predicted model, not a curated record.
GCAGCGCUGCUGGCGGAUGUACACGCCCCGGGGGGGCGGGGAGCGCUCCUAUCACUUCUUCAACCUACAGCCCAGCCCCCCAGGGUGCGCCGGCGGCCGAGCGGCCUUUGGCACCGCGAUUGCCCAGCGGCCGCUCUCCCCGGGACAGCGCCGUCUCCUGGCUGCAAAUCGGUCCCUGGCCGGGCAGAGAGCUCCGCUCCCAGCGCCGCAGGGGUGCCCGGCUAUUACCUCAUGUGACUCAGUCCGCCCCCGGGGCGUGCCCGCCCGGGCGCCCAGGUGCGGCUAGUUUGCGCUCGCCCUCCUGUCACCGCAGCGCGGGGCGCGGCCGGGCUCUUGGCGGUGCAGGUGGCCGGCGGGAGCGCCGCGGAGAAGCCCCGCUGCCCGGGAAGAUGCGACUGGGCUGGAGCAACAGAUUACCACAGCAGAUAUUGAAAUGCCAAUAUUGAUCCUGGGGGGGAUACAGCCUAUCCCUUGCUCCUCUGGCUCGUGAAGCUGUACACUGGUCAUCUUGGCAGCAUCAAGGAAAGAUUCAACUACCAUCUCAACAGGUGCAGAAUGACUGUAGAAUAUGCUUUUGGUACCGAUUGAACGGACACUAGCACGGCUUAUUCAACCUUGUGAAGUUAUCAGGACUUAUGUUAGCAUCAGUGUGUGCUUGGUAUUUGGGAUACCUGUUUGCAGAUAUCGUACCUGAAGAUUCGCUAUCAUCAGCUAUCGAAAAUCUUCAGAGUAUUGGAGAGAAACCAGUACUUAAGGCGCCACCCCCCAAAAGACAGAAAUGUGACCAUUGGUCUCCGUGCUCACCUGGGAGCUAUGCUUAUCGAUUACUCAGUGGUGGUGGCAAGGAAAAGUUUGCCAAGAUUUGUUUUGAAGAUGAGCUGCUCAUAAGUGAACAGAAGGGUAAUGUUGGAAGAGGUAUAAACAUUGCCAUCGUGAAUUAUAAAACAGGAAAAGUUAUAUCUACAGAGUUUUUUGACAUGUGGGAAGGAGACUUCUCGGGACCCAUGACGACUUUCAUUAAAAAUGCACCUCAAGGGUCACUUCUCUUGAUGGUGACCCAUGAUGAUGGAAGCAGCAGACUAAACGAUGGUGCAAAAAAAGCAAUAGCAGAGCUUGGCAGUAAAGAAAUAUGGAACAUGAAGUUCAGGUCAAGCUGGGCCUUUAUAGCUGCCAAAGGUUUCAACCUACCAGAUGACAUUCAAAAAGAAAAGAUCAACCAUUCUGACAAUAGCAAGAACAGAUAUAAUGGCUGGCCAGCUGAAAUCCAGAUAGAAGGUUGUAUCCCAGUAAACCUGAUCUGAUCUUACAUUUUGCUAAUAAAGUCAUAGAAAUUAUUUUUAUAUAUGGUUGCAGUCAUAAAAUCAAUAAGCAUCUAAACAGCUGCUAUAAACUAAUAAAGUCAUAUAUACAAUUUUAA